Habropoda laboriosa is the source of this 1482-nucleotide messenger RNA. It is a transcript of the gene frj, whose product is annotated as lysophospholipid acyltransferase 7. The transcript has 6 exons. Gene Ontology annotation, molecular function: lysophospholipid acyltransferase activity. The coding region runs from base 1 to 1395 and encodes 464 amino acids. Gene Ontology annotation, cellular component: membrane; mitochondria-associated endoplasmic reticulum membrane contact site. Gene Ontology annotation, biological process: lipid modification; phosphatidylinositol biosynthetic process. Lineage: Eukaryota; Metazoa; Arthropoda; Insecta; Hymenoptera; Apidae. The record is from RefSeq and is a predicted model, not a curated record.
AUGUGGGCGGAUAUCAUUUACGUUGUGCUAUUGUCAUUUUGUGUAUUUAUUGGAUUUAAUUACCGAAAAAUCGAAGAUCCAUAUGUGAAAAAAUGGACCAGCACAAUUCUCGGUCUCGCAUUAUCUCUAAUCGUCUCUGAAAGUCAAAUACUUCAUCUGUUAAUCAGCACUGCGAUUAACGCAGUAAUCAUAACCAAAAUCUCACCAAAGAAAUGUCAUGUGGUCAGCAUUUUUUUUUCAUUCUUCUAUCUACUUAUUAUAUUUCGAUUAGGGGAAUAUAUUGGUUUACGAGAAGCAUCAACUCAUACAAACCUCAUACUUAUGAUAUCAACCCUAAAAUUGUCUGGACUAGCUUUUGAAUUAAAUUCAGCUAGCAAUGCACCACCUGAUGAUGCAGAAGGAGUAAAUUCUGAAGCAUUAAAGGAUGUUGGAUUUAUGGAUGUGUUCCAUUAUACUUUCAGCUAUAUGGGACUUUUGACUGGACCAUAUUACAGAUACAGAACAUACUGGGAUCAUUUAUAUAGACCAUUUGCUAAAUAUGCUGAACCAUGGCCUGAGACACUUCACAAACUUAAACAAAUUGCUUGCUUUGUUGUAUUGUUUCUUAUAAUGAGCAAAUUAUACCCCACCAGAUAUGUCUUGACAGAGGAAUUUGCUGAACGGUCUUUCCUUUACAAACACUUUUACAUGUAUCCCACAUUUGCAACUUUUCGACUAAGAAUGUAUAUUGGCAUGGUUUUUGCUGAAUGUGCUUGCCAAAUGGCUGGGCUUGGCAUAUAUCCUGCACAGUCUAAACCCAUCAAAGGACUAGGACCUCGAGAUUACAAAACUAUCGAAACACUGUCUAAAACACCCGAGAAAUUGAAAGAGGUGGAAUACAACAGUGAUACUGUGCUCAAUAUGGAUAUUUGGAGACUAGAAUCCUGUCAAUCAGUGAGAACAGCUAUGAAAGUAUGGAAUGGUUGUGUUCAGUACUGGAUGGGUGUCUAUGUAUAUAAGAGAUUCCCACUGAAAAGUCUAAGGACUAUGGUUACAUUUAUACUGUCUGCUGUUUGGCAUGGUUGGGCACCUGGUUACUUAAUCUGUAUGUGUCAGAUUCCCGGCUUUAUGUUAACCGAUGAUCUAGUCAUGAAAUAUUAUAAUCAAAGUCCAAAAGAUAGUAUUGCUCAGAAAUUGUGGUACAUGUUUGGAUGGUAUGAAAAAACAACUUGCAUGGCAUAUUUGGGAGUGUCAUUUCUGUUACUAGAUUUCUAUGAUAUUAUGCAUUAUUAUAAAAGUGUGUAUUUCUCUGGACAGAUAAUAGCAAUUUUAAUGUACGUAUUUGUUCUCUGCUGCAAGCCAUAUCUUUUGAAGAGAACUACAGAAAGUAAGGACAAGGACAAACGUAGUCUGUGAUUUUUUUUGCAAUACAUAAAGCUGCAUGUCUCUUUAAUAUUUAGAUAUACAUAGGAGUAAUUAAAUGAAACGUGCAUUAUAACACGU